Dracunculus medinensis (Guinea worm) is the source of this 1773-nucleotide messenger RNA. Lineage: Eukaryota; Metazoa; Nematoda; Chromadorea; Rhabditida; Dracunculidae. The record is from the annotation of a GenBank genome assembly.
GAGAAAUGCAAUUUUUUUUUUGAGGUAAUGAGAGCAUUUCAACGAAACAGGAUAGAAAAUGCAUCCACUGGUCUUAAUUUGGAUGUUGGAUCCGAUUCAAAUAAAGUUAUUUUCGUUGGAAACAGUAUACCAGAGGAUAGCGCUGAGAAAACGAAUUUGAAAUAUUUUCUCUUGAAACAUGUUGUUGAUGUCAAAGAUGAGUUAUACUAUCGUUGGCUUGGCAUCGUCUCAUGUGCUUUUGCAUAUAAUCUUGUCGUCGUAAUUGUUUUUGUUUUUUUUUGCUUUUCUAGCAUUAAUAUUCUAGCACAAACACCUUAUUUCUACCAUAUCGACUUCUUCUUUCGAAGCAAAACUGUUAUUAUAUUAAAUAUUUGGGUUUUUAAAGGUUUUCUCGAGCAAGGCCUUUUGGUGCAAGAUAUUCCAAAGAUUAGGAAGUUAUAUUUUAAAUCUAACCAGUUCAAGAUGGAUUUAAUCAGCAUUGCACCUCUGGAUCAUAUUGUUUCUAUCAUAUCAUUAAGGCCUUUUCCAAUUUUACGUUUCAAUCGAAUAAUUCGCUAUCCAAGAUUUGCAGAUUUUAUUGAACGCACAGAAACGAGAAGCAAAGCACCUAAUGCAUUUCGAGUUCUUUGCGUGGUUCUUAACAUUAUUAUUAUUAUCCAUUGGAAUGCGUGUAUCUAUUUUUGUAUUAGCGAGAUGAUUGGAAUUGGCAGUGAUGGUUGGGUUUAUGGACCACUUAACAAACAAAGCUUACCUGACGGUGUAGAAGAUACAUUGUUACGACGAUAUGUAUACAGCUUUUAUUGGUCAACACUGAUAUUAACAACUAUUGGUGAGGUACCAGGGCCAGUUAGGAAUAUUGAAUUCGUUUUCGUGAUUUUGGACCUUAUGUGUGGUGUACUUAUUUUUGCAACUAUCGUGGGUAACGUUGGAAGCAUGAUUUCAAAUAUGAGUGCAGCAAGAACAGAAUUUCAAAAUAAAAUGGAUGCCAUAAAACAAUAUAUGUUACUGCGAAAAGUUGAUAAACAGUUAGAAUCACGAGUUAUUAAAUGGUUCGAUUAUUUAUGGGCUAAUAAACAAUCGCUGAGCGAUCAACAAGUAUUGAAAGUUCUUCCUGAUAAAUUACAAGCAGAAAUUGCGAUGAAGGUUCAUUUCGAAACGUUGAGGAAAGUGCGAAUAUUUCAGGAUUGCGAAGCCGGCCUUCUUGUUGAGUUAGUACUGAAACUAAAACAACAGGUAUUCUCACCCGGUGACUAUAUAUGUCGUAAAGGUGAUAUUGGACGUGAAAUGUAUAUCGUAAAAAGAGGCAAACUGCAAGUAGUAGCUGACGAUGGAAUAAAGGUAUUCGUAACACUGCAAGAAGGCGCUGUAUUCGGUGAACUUAGUAUCUUAAAUAUUGCAGGCAGUAAAAAUGGCAAUAGAAGAACUGCUAAUGUCAGAUCGGUCGGAUAUACAGAUUUAUUUGCGCUUAGUAAAAAUGAUCUAUGGGAUGCACUAAAGGAGUAUCCAGAUGCCAGAAAACUAUUAAUUGCUAAGGGUAGAGAAAUACUUCGAAAAGAUGGGUUAUUGGACGAAAAUGCACCUGAAGAACAAACGACCGUCGAAGAAUUGGCUCAAAACUUGCAAAUAGCUUUGAAAAACAUGCAGACAAGAAUGGCACGAUUCGUAGCAGAAUUCACGAGCACGAAAUCAAAAUUAUUGAAAAGGAUUGAAUAUUUGGAAUUAGAAAUGAAUAAGUACGAUGGGUUGGAUGAUCAAACUGAAUCCCACUAUUAA